This is a messenger RNA of Fonsecaea multimorphosa CBS 102226, 756 nucleotides long. RefSeq lists its product as uncharacterized. Lineage: Eukaryota; Fungi; Ascomycota; Eurotiomycetes; Chaetothyriales; Herpotrichiellaceae. The transcript has 5 exons. The record is from RefSeq and is a predicted model, not a curated record. Gene Ontology annotation, molecular function: peptidase activity. The coding region runs from base 1 to 756 and encodes 251 amino acids. Gene Ontology annotation, biological process: proteolysis.
AUGGCUGCCUCUUAUGUCGAGGGCAGGGUGCCCUUUUCGCACCCAAGCCUGCCCAAGCCCUGCGAGACAUGGUACAAAAUAUACGGCGACCUCAAAUCUUCCUCCACGGGGCGGCCUCUGGUGACUCUGCACGGGGGACCUGGUAUGGGGUACAACUAUCUGUCCAAUUUACGUGGUCUCUCGGAUGAAUAUGGCAUCCCCGUGGUGUUUUAUGACCAGUUGGGCUGUGGCCACUCCACGCAUCUCCAGGAAAAGAGGCUGGACACGGACUUCUGGGUGCCGGAUCUGUUCAUUGCGGAAUUGGACAAUCUGCUGGACCAUCUCGGGAUUUCAGAGUUUGACUUGCUGGGCCAGAGCUGGGGCGGUAUGCUCGGUGCCAUGUUCGCGAUCCGAGGCAGCGCAGGGCUCAAGCGGCUCAUCAUUUCCAACUCCCCGGCAUCGAUGAAGCUCUGGGUCGAGGCGUGCAACGUCUGGCGGAGCCAACUCCCCAAGGAUGUCGACGAGGCCCUGACCAAGCACGAGGCGAACCAGACGUACGACGAUCCAGAGUAUAAAGCCGCAGUCAUAGAGUUCUACAAGCGACACGUCUGCAGAGUGUAUCCCUUCCCUCAAGAUCUUCUGGAUACCUUUGCAAAUGUGGAGGAAGAUGAUACUGUCUAUAUGACAUUAAACGGACCUUCCGAGUACGUCAAGUUGUCCCUUGCAGGAUUUUUGGGAGUUCCUUGCUGUCUACAAUUCACUAAAGCAUGGAUCUAG